Rhizophagus irregularis DAOM 181602=DAOM 197198 is the source of this 591-nucleotide messenger RNA. RefSeq lists its product as uncharacterized. NCBI's taxonomy places the organism in Eukaryota, Fungi, Glomeromycota, Glomeromycetes, Glomerales, Glomeraceae. The record is from RefSeq and is a predicted model, not a curated record.
AUGGAAAACAAUAAUCUUUUGCAAGAUGGAUUCUUAAACGAAUCUGAACUUACUGAACUCAUUAACGAUUUUUACAACUAUUACGGUAAUAUAAGUGGUGUACAACCACAAACAACCGAUAUUCAAGCGCAAAAUCCUUCAUUAAAUACUAAUGGUAAUAAUUGUGAUAAUACGUAUUGCGAUUUUAUUAACGAACUUUUCGCUAUGGAUGAUGAAGAAUAUUCGACUUUCGAUAACCCUUCUAAUCAAAAUUACCAACAAACUCCCAUAACGCCUAUACCGUCUAAUGAACAAUUUACGAAUAAUUUUGAUUUUAUUCCAACUUCGAAUCACUGUUUACCACAAUCUAUCCCAACACAAUCUAUUCCGGACAAUUAUUCGUAUACAUUUAAUACUGUUACUUACGACUCUCUUCAAGAAAAUACUUCAAAUACUUGUGAAAUCUUUAAAUUUGAGUACAGAGUCAUUUCUGUACCGGCUAAUUCCCCAAUAACUCCGAAUACUCUAAUUACUACUACUUCGAAUAUUUUAGAAAUGCGACAACUAAAUUAUUUUUCUUUAAAUAAUUUGCAAAUGCAAUCUCAAUUAUGA